Molecule: messenger RNA, 1557 nt
Organism: Aspergillus glaucus CBS 516.65
Lineage: Eukaryota; Fungi; Ascomycota; Eurotiomycetes; Eurotiales; Aspergillaceae
Product: cytochrome P450
Exons: 3
Coding region: 1-1557 (518 amino acids)
Molecular function (GO): iron ion binding; oxidoreductase activity, acting on paired donors, with incorporation or reduction of molecular oxygen; monooxygenase activity
Source: RefSeq, a predicted model, not a curated record
AUGUCCCCAGUUAUUGCUAGCUCCGCGGCCAUUAUCGCAGCUUUCUUUCUCUGGCACUACUGCUAUCAACUAUUCUUUAGUCCCCUCGCGCGAGUCUCAGGACCUCUGACAUACGCAUUGACGGGAUGGCGGCUCGCAUACGAGGACUACAAAGGCGAUCGAUCGCGCACUCUCCUCAAACUGCAUAGCAAAUAUGGUCCCAUUGUCCGCGUGGGCCCUGACGAGGUAUCGUUCAACAGCACAUCUGCGCUGCGAGUGAUCUAUGGCGCUGGAAGUGGAUUCGAACGAACGGAGUUUUACAAAAUGUUUGAUGUAGCCGGGCGUCCGAACUUGUUCUCAUUCGCGUCUGGGAAAGCGCAUGGGGAUCGCAAGAGGAUUCUAGCCCAUGCGUAUGCCAAGUCGGGAAUGCUGAAGGGUGACACCGCAGUGUUGAUUGAGAAGAAGGUCCGGAUGUAUCUGGAACUUCUCGAGCGGGAGGGCUCGAUGAGCAAUACAUUUAACAGUCUGCAUUACUUUUCCCUCGAUGCUAUAACCGAGUUCCUCUACGGACGAUUCGGAAAGACAGCAUGUCUACAGGGCGUGAAGACGGACCGUGCGCUAAUAAGGGCAAUGGCAAAUUCGGAUCGUCGCAGGUUGACAUGGUUCAGCGUGCAUUUUCUUCGCUUCACAGAAUGGCUUUACACUAGGAAGGGUGCCCUGGGCUUCCUUGCGCGGCAAUUCUAUCCCAUGCAAGCACCUACUACAUACAUGGGCAUCCGAUGUCAUGCGCUGAAAGCUUGUCAGUACUUUUCUGCUGCGACGGACGAUGAAAAGAAUAAGGAAGGGUCAUCAACCCUAAUUGCACGGCUGUGGCAGCACCAUCGCUCUAGGAAAGAGGGUGGAAUGGAUGAUUCGGAUAUCGCAUCGGAAUGUGCGGACCAUCUCAUGGCUGGUAUUGAGACUACUAGCGAUACUUUGAUGUUCGUGAUUUGGUCUCUUUCGCGUCCUGAGCAUAGGCGUUUUCAAAAGAAGGUAAUUGGGGAGGUCUGCGGAAUCCAGGAAGAUGGUAUUAAUGCAGAUGAUAUCCCAAGAGUCGAGGCAAGUGACAAGCUUCCGUAUGUAAAUGCAGCCAUCAAAGAGACACUUCGACUAUUCGCACCGCUUCCUGGAUCAGAGCCCCGGUCCCUUGCUACCAGCACUACGAUUGAUGGGUACGAAAUCCCCCCGAGGACAGCCGUUUCCAUGUCACCAUACAUCCUACAUCGAAACCCGGAGAUCUUCCCGGACCCGUCAAGAUUCAACCCAGACCGCUGGCUCGACGAGUCCCAAGACCAGGCAGAAAUGAAAAAGCUGUUCUGGGCAUUUUCUAGCGGAGGAAGAAUGUGUAUAGGGAUUCAUCUCGCCAUGGCCGAAAUGGCAACCAUGAUAGCCGCGAUUUACCGCAAGUACAGCACAACGACCACCAACGGCUUCGACAAGGCUUCUCCGGGAAUUAGUGGGCGUUAUGAGGUGUUCUGGGACGAGACUUGCUCUGAAAGGCGGGAACAUGAAUGCUGGAUCGAUUUCCGGCCGCAUUGA